AUGUCCUCAGUGACCCUCCGCAUUCUAUCCCUCUGGGUUAUUCUAUUUUCAAUAUCUGCAAUGGGUAAGCAUAUCCUCCCCAGCUCGAGCUUGACUUUGCCGAUAGUUGCAGCGUCACCCGCACCAAUAGAUCCCGGGCUUGCAUCGGUCAUCACGAGCAAUAUGAAUCUGAAUUGCGGUCAGAGCUGUCAGACCGCUAAGGGUACAAAACAACUGGUAACGUUCACUCUUGAACGUGACGCGUGCGUCUUCUAA
This is a messenger RNA of Suillus subaureus, 255 nucleotides long. RefSeq lists its product as uncharacterized. NCBI's taxonomy places the organism in Eukaryota, Fungi, Basidiomycota, Agaricomycetes, Boletales, Suillaceae. The record is from RefSeq and is a predicted model, not a curated record. The transcript is spliced from 2 exons. The coding region runs from base 1 to 255 and encodes 84 amino acids.